Messenger RNA from Chanos chanos (milkfish), 2075 nucleotides. RefSeq names its product zinc finger protein 366 (gene znf366). Gene Ontology annotation, cellular component: nucleus. Bases 171 to 2075 code for a protein of 634 amino acids. Gene Ontology annotation, biological process: regulation of transcription by RNA polymerase II. The transcript is spliced from 4 exons. Lineage: Eukaryota; Metazoa; Chordata; Actinopteri; Gonorynchiformes; Chanidae. The record is from RefSeq and is a predicted model, not a curated record. Gene Ontology annotation, molecular function: DNA-binding transcription factor activity, RNA polymerase II-specific; RNA polymerase II cis-regulatory region sequence-specific DNA binding.
GAUGAUGGGCAUGUUUAAUGUGUGCCAUACCAAGGAGUCCAUCAAACAUCUAAAAAUCUGUAACCCCACCCAUUUCCCAAACCACAACAGUUCUGUUCUGUGAGCAUUCUUCUUGUUGCUGUUAGAAGGUCCAGAAAAAAAAAAAACCCUCAAGAAAUUCCCAUGACAAAAUGGAUCCUGAAGACGCUGAGCUGCGGAACAAGCCGGCAGGCAAUGCCAGUCCAAGAACCGUUGACCUCUCCCAUCUUCCGUACCCGCUCCCGUCAACUGCCCCCUCCCGCCCUCUGAAGUUCAUGCCAGAGAUGAUCGACCUGAACAGACUUCACCUCCAUCGGGUGUUGGGCAGAUAUGACACUGUGCAGGUUAAACACGAAACGGUGAAUCCCUUGCCUAUGUGGCCACCCUCCUCUAUUCUGAUGCACCCACCGCCGCCGUACUUCCCCCCUCUUCACCCCGGUCUCAUCCCCUACCCGUACCUCAUGCCCGGACCCAUCAUGCACCUCUCCCCCAACCACUUCCACCAGGGUGACCCACUGAGAUAUCGCCGGAGGGGUCCAGAGGGCCUUAAAGGCACCCUGACCAGUGCGGAGAAACUGGGCCUGAACAUCCACAUCGACGACAGCUACUACGUGGACGUGGGAGGUGACCAGAAGCGUUGGAAGUGCCGCAUGUGCGACAAGUCGUACACCUCCAAAUACAACCUGGUGACUCACGUGCUCGGCCACAGCGGCAUCAAGCCGCACGGCUGCAGCCUGUGCGGAAAGCUGUUCAAACAGCUGAGCCACCUGCACACGCACAUGCUCACUCACCAGGGCGCUCGACCGCACAAAUGCCAGGUGUGUCACAAAGCCUUCACCCAAACCAGCCACCUAAAGAGACACAUGAUGCAGCAUUCGGACGUCAAACCCUACAGCUGCAGCGUCUGCGGGAGGGGAUUCGCCUACCCCAGCGAGUUGAGGGCACAUGAAGCCAAGCAUGAGCGGGGUCAGGAGAACGUCUGUGUGGAGUGCGGCUUGGAUUUCCCCAGCUUGGCCCAGCUGAAGAGACACUUGACCACGCAUCGAGGUCCCGUCCAGUACAACUGCACCGAGUGCGGGAAGAGCUUCCAGUAUCCCAGCCAGCUUCAGAACCACAUGAUGAAACAUAAGGACAUUCGGCCGUACAUCUGCAGCGAGUGUGGCAUGGAGUUUGUUCAGUCCCAUCACCUAAAGCAGCACACGCUCACUCACAAGGGAGUAAAGGAACACAAGUGCCGGAUAUGUGGGAGGGAGUUCACCCUUCUGGCUAAUAUGAAGCGUCACGUACUGAUCCACACCAACAUCCGUGCCUAUCAGUGCCAUCUGUGCUAUAAGAGCUUUGUUCAGAAACAGACACUCAAGGCUCACAUGAUUGUUCAUUCUGACAUCAAGCCCUACAAAUGCAAGUUAUGUGGAAAAGAAUUCAACAGAAUGCACAAUCUGAUGGGACACAUGCAUUUACACUCUGACAGCAAGCCAUUCAAAUGCCUGUACUGCCCAAGCAAGUUUACACUGAAAGGAAAUCUGACACGACACAUGAAAGUCAAACAUGGCAUCAUGGACAGAGGACUAGAUGCUCGAGUGUUUAGGCGUAGGGGGAGGUUUGCCAUUCUCUCCUCUCAGCUGGGAAUCCUCUCCCGGUUUGGGCAGGAGGAGCCAUUUGACCUGUCACAGAAGAGCCAAACCCAGCUGCGCCUCUCCCAGUCUGACGGAGAGAGCGUGAGAGGGAGCUCCUGUCAGGACGAGGACAGCGACAGUCCUUACCGGCUGAGCCAGUACAGCCCGGAAGUCUACCAUCCAGAACUGAACGAAGCCGCCGAGCCCGCCGAGGCAGACGAGGAAGAGGGACCGGAAGAGGAAGAUGAAAAGGUGGAAAACGGGAAUGUCGAGGAGGAGGAGGAGGAGGAGGAGGAGGAAGAGGACGAGGAGCAGGGUGAAAAGCGGGAGUACUUUUCUGCUGAAGAGGAGUUUCAGUACAGUGUGUUUUAUGAGAACCAGAGUGAGGGGAGCAGUUCAGCCUCCUCUGGAGGAUCGCCAGAGAGCACUUACAGGGACUAA